Molecule: messenger RNA, 1860 nt
Organism: Drosophila ananassae
Lineage: Eukaryota; Metazoa; Arthropoda; Insecta; Diptera; Drosophilidae
Exons: 2
Coding region: 44-1717 (557 amino acids)
Source: RefSeq, a predicted model, not a curated record
GACGUUCCUAACUUUUUUAAUUCCGGAUCAGUUGAUCGCCGAAAUGUUAUCCAGUUACACGCGACUGUUCCGAAUUCUGUUCGUAAUUAUAUUUCUGAAAUUACUCUUCCUGCUGGCCCUGUAUGUGAGAACCUACGAUGGGCUGCCUAAAUUCAAGGCUUCAAUGGCCUCGAAAGUGCAUAUUUUUGAUGAAAUUCUAGUGGAUCGUCGAGAUCAACCCACUUGGGAGCAGCGUUUGAAAUGGAUUCGUGAGGAAGUCCCCUCAUUUCCUCUGGAGGAGAUGUCCGAGCGGGAAAAGCUCUCCCUGAAGACCCCCGAUUGUGGACCCAUACCGGACAUGAUGAACAUCGACUUCCACAACACCUACUGGCAGAGGGCUAUCAAUGAGAAAUUGAAUUAUUUUAUUUAUGGAGCCUAUUACGAUGAUAGGGAAACAGUUGCGGAGGGACCUCUGGUACGCCUCCUGACCAUGGUGAACCAGCACGACGACAAGUCCUUCAAGUAUCCCGAUAUCUACUGCCAGCUUUGGAUGAAGGAUCGGGCAAAACCGGUGAUAGUGCCCGUUUCCCAGCAUCGGGUAAUGUGGCCUUUUGGACACGCUCCCCGGCGCUACUAUCCGACUUUUUUGAGCUGCCCUCUGCCGGAGGGUGACUUCAAAUGGGAAAUCCCUGAAAUGGUAUCGCUGGUGGGCCGGAAAUGUGACAGGGCCAGGAAUCUGUUGAGAGUGGUCUAUGAACCGCGCGAAGAUGAGCCACAAAAUGUCACAGAAAAGGCCUCAAAGGAUCCCCGAUUUAUGGUUUGUGUCAAGACCAUGGACUUCCCUUAUGAGGACAAGUCCUGGCGACUGAUCGAGUGGCUGGAACUGAUGCGCCUACUGGGCGCCAGCAAGGUGGUGCUCUACGACGGACAAAUGCAUCCCAAUAUGACCAGGGUGGUCAAGGACUAUGUGACGAAUAGUCCUGGUUUCGUCGAGCUCCGUCCGAUGUCCUUGGGCCGGGGAGAGCCACAUGCUCCGCCCCAUUUCCAUCACUUCGCCAUGGCGUCCGAUGGUUUCAAUCGGAUACUCAACGAGAUGAUACCCUAUAACGACUGCUUCUACCGGAACAUGUACAAGUACGACUAUGUGGGUGUGUUCGAUAUCGAUGAGGUGAUCAUGCCCCUGGGCAACAUCACCAAGUGGUCCGAGUUGGUGGAACUGUCCCGAAGAGUGCCAGAUGAUGGGGAUCGGAUUCCGGCCGACUGCAAGGAGUGGGUGAGCUUCUGUUUCCGGAAUGUCUACUAUCCGCGGUAUCCGGAACGUCCGAAGGUCUACCGGAAUCUGUCCAGCUCGUUCUAUAUGCUCCAGCAUGUGGAGAGGGUGCAGCGUCAUUGUGGUCGCGGGGAUGCCACCAAGUGUCUUCAUGAUACUCGAUAUGCAGUCGGAUUGCACAACCAUUUCACCUUCUUCCACACGGAGAAGGAGGCCUGUCCGGCCAAAUCGAUACCCAUAGAGUAUGCCCAGAUGCAGCACUACCGGGAACCGGAUACCAAGGCCCUGCUGAUCGAUCCGGUGGUGGAUGCUAGCAUCUGGAGGUAUCAGCCGGAGUUGCAGGCCAGGGUGGAGGCGGGGUAUCGGAGGUUGGGCUUCCUGCCCAACGAGAAACAACUGGCGGAUACCCUGGAGCGGCGAAGACGCAACGACGAGCGGCAGCUAAGGGAGGCAGUGGGUAGGAUCUGAAAAAAUAAUAUCAAAUGUGUGUAAAUAAAUGGUUUAUUAAUUUUUUUUUUUUUUUAAAUUUAAGUAGUUUAAUGUAAAUUUUAAUUAAAAUAUAUAUUUUAAAUGAAAUAAUAAAGGUUUGAGACCAACAAUCCUUUAUAAAA